UUGAGAGUGGAUAAACAGAUGCCAGUUCCUGCUUUAAAAGAACAGAUUGCUUCUGUCACUGGUGUGCUAUCAGAACAACAACGUCUAAUAUGUCGUGGAAAAGUCUUAAAAGAUGACCAACUACUCUCUGCCUAUCGUAUCCUUUUUUCUUAAUGCUCAAGGGCAACUCUAAAGUACAAUAUUGAACAAAAAAGAUUGUGUACCCAAAGUGAGGAGAUAGCUAGAAGCUCCCUUCAAAUUUCUUUUAACAGUUUUGAUGAAGGUAUUACCUAAGUAGUGAACCAAUGACACAUUUAUUUCUGCUGUUAAACUGUAAAGCUAGGCAGGAAAGUAGAAAAGAGCUCAUUAAGACAAUAUUGAUGCAAAAGAGUUAUUUUGGGACAUCUUGGAGUUUGUGCAUUGGCAGGUAAAAUGUUGAAUUGUGGUUGGAUAGUGUUGCAUUUUUGUUCCUCACUGCUGAUUUCGGUAAUGCUGAAGUGUAAAUUCCAAGUGAGCUCACAUGCUAGUGCUCCAUGUCCAUGAGAUUCAUCCUGCAAUGCUAAACAUGAGAUUCAUCAUGUUUUCCCUCAGCAACACUGAAUUGUAAGUCUGAAAUACUAGGUAUGGACAUAAAAGGGGAAAAAGCCUUGACAAAAGAGAGGUUUGAAGGUAUGUGCUGUAGAUGCAUGUGACCACAUACGUCUCUUCAUCGGUUCAUCUUUAGCAUACUUCUAGGUGAAUGAAUGACUUUGGACAGCUUAUCAGGUGGAGAAUAGAGAGUUGUGUCACAUUUCAAUUGAUUGUAUCACACCCAAGCAUAACCAAAAACACAUGUACAUAUUCCAAAUAAGCUGACAUCUGCAAUUCUUUUUUCUGAAGUAAAUUGUUUUCUGGUGGUUUCUGGCAAGUGCUUGUUGCAAUGGUGCAUUUUUGCUAGAAGGAAACUUUGAGUGUGGGUGAAGUAUUUGAAUCAAAACAUGUAUGAUGUCGAAGAUGGUCACACCUUGCAUCUGGUAGUUAGGCAACCUAUACCAUCUGAGGGCUUAUCCAAUCAUUCAGCCAGUGAUCCUGCUUCAGGUUCAAGCCAUCACACUGGUCAGGUGGCUCCCAGUGUUGUAAUAGAAACUUUUAGUGUGCCUGAUCAAGGGGAUGCAGUUCCUCCAGAAAUCAGUAGGAUUGUCUCUGCUGUUCUUGGAUCUUUUGGAUUUUCAAAUAUCAGAGGUGUCAGUGAAGGGGUUGAUGUGGAGCGUGGUUUGCGAAGAACAUCAGCUGCUGGUGGCACAAUGGAUGCAAGCCAACUGCAAUCUGAACAAACUGGCACCAGGGGUCAGUCUGACAGAUCACAGAAUGUUUUUGGGCUUCCGACAGCAGUUUCCUUGGGGUCUCUGAAUCCUCCUGUAAUUCCUGAUUCUCUGACAACUCUGUCCCAAUAUCUGAGCAAUUUGAGGCAAGAAUUUGAUGCCAUCGGCAGAGGCGGGGAAAACAUUGCUCAAGCAGAUGCUGCACACAGGAUGGAGCAAAUAGAUUCUAAUACCACAUCACUAUCAGGAACUGGACAAGAAAGACUUCCAUCACCCGCAUCCUUGGCAGAAGUGAUGCUGUCUAGUAGACAAUUACUCACCGAACAAGUUGGAGAAUGCUUACUUCAACUUGCAAGACAACUAGAGAAUCAAGCACAUAUUACUGAUACUGCAGCGCGACACGCAACUCAGUCUAGUGCAUUGAGAACUGGAGUCCAACUUCAUAAUUUAGGUGCCCUUCUUCUCGAACUUGGACGUACAAGCAUGACAUUACGACUAGGUCAAACACCGUCUGAAGCUGUGGUUAAUGCGGGCCCUGCUGUUUUUAUCAAUCAAUCUGGUCCUAAUCCUCUCAUGGUUCAGCCUCUUCCUUUUCAACCAGGGACAAGCUUUGGUGCUGUCCCUGUAGGAUCCAUGCAGCCUGGAUCUGGUUUGACUAAUGGUGUCGGUACCGGGUUUCUUCCAAGGCGAAUUGAUAUACAAAUACGAAGAGGUUCAUCGACAGCUACCCCCACCAAUAAUCGUGAGGAACAUGGUCAGACAGAGCAAACUGCUGGGCAGAGAAACCCACCAACCAGUUCUGGUGGUGAAAAUCCUGGUAGUCAAACAAGUUCAAGGCUCUCAGAGGGUUCAUCUUUUGCUGGAGAGCCUGUACGAGUGGUGCCUCUUAGAACGGUGGUUGCAGCUGUUCCUGGCACAUUUGGCCGCCUUCCUUCUGAUUCAUCUGGUAAUUCUAUAGGUCUAUACUAUCCUCUUCUUGGACGAUUUCAAAAUGUAGCUUCUGGGCAUGGGAAUAGUGGGCAGGGAUCUCAAGCAUCUGGUGAAUAUCACACUGCUGAGGUCCAAACUGAGCAGCUGCCAACUCCUGAACCUGCUUUGCAGCAGCAAAACUUUGAACAACGCACAAGAGAUGGAUCAUUGCCACCAAACUUGAGACAAGAGCCUUCUAUUUCUCGCAGUAUAAGUAUCAACAUUCUGUCAGCUAGUGGGGCCCAAAACAACCAGGAUUCUGAACGACAUAUCCCCGACAAUAUUUUGCAGCUUCUGAGGACCAUCUUACCUGGUGAUAUCCAUAUGGAGGAUGCCAGCUUACGAGGAACAACUACUAGUUCUGUCCCUGAAACUGCAGGGCAAUCUACUGCUACUGCAGAAGCAGAACCAAGAGCUACUGAUGAGGGGAUAUUUCUGUCUAAUUUGCUUCGUGAGAUCAUGCCCCUCAUAUCUCAAAGUGGAGGUGCAGAACCCAGUGCCAUACCUCCUGGAGAAGCACAGAACUCUGGGAAUCAGAGGCCUCGAGAUUCUUCAACCCAUGCUGAAAACUCUGGCAUUGGAACAUCUCGUGGCCAUGAUACGGAACCAAGCCCUCCAAAUUCAAAACGCCAAAAGACUGAGUGAUUUAUCUGUGGACAAAGGAUUCAAGAGCUGAACUUGUGAUUAUGAUCUCAGACAGCUAAAGAAUCAUGUGUUUCUUCUUUAGGUUAAUGGCGGUUGGUCUUAUCUUUUCAAUUUAGUGUAACAUGUCAAUGAUGGUUGGUCAUUUUCUCAAGUUAAUAGGCAAUGAGUUGAGAUGAAAUGCUUGGUUUCCAUACUGUAACAUUACGGCUUUGUAUACUUCGGAUUCCUAUUAGGCAAAUUAGCUUCAACUAUUUUUCAAUACUUCAUCACCAUAUGUUUGGUUUUUACUCGUUUGCCCUGGUAUGUGAUUGCUGGGAAGGUUUGAUAUGACAUUACUAUUCAGAAAGUAAUUAUUCAGCGCAAUCAGUUUAUAUUA
Populus nigra (black poplar) is the source of this 3270-nucleotide messenger RNA. Its product is annotated as ubiquitin-like domain-containing protein CIP73. The transcript is spliced from 15 exons. Lineage: Eukaryota; Viridiplantae; Streptophyta; Magnoliopsida; Malpighiales; Salicaceae. The coding region runs from base 957 to 2894 and encodes 645 amino acids. The record is from RefSeq and is a predicted model, not a curated record. Gene Ontology annotation, cellular component: BAT3 complex. Gene Ontology annotation, molecular function: misfolded protein binding; polyubiquitin modification-dependent protein binding.